This is a messenger RNA of Didymosphaeria variabile, 906 nucleotides long. RefSeq lists its product as uncharacterized. The record is from RefSeq and is a predicted model, not a curated record. The transcript is spliced from 5 exons. Bases 1 to 906 code for a protein of 301 amino acids. NCBI's taxonomy places the organism in Eukaryota, Fungi, Ascomycota, Dothideomycetes, Pleosporales, Didymosphaeriaceae.
AUGGGUAAUGAGCACACGGAGUACAGUGGUGACAUCGAUGUGCCCGUCAAUGCUAUUCAGAUUAUCAACCCGCAAGUAGUAUCCAAGCUACCAGAUGGCAUCAUUAUAAAAAAUAUCGCUGCACAUGGAGCAAGCUUUUGGACUCGAACCGCUCGUUUGGAUGCUGAACUUGAUGGCGAGAAGAAACAAUACUUUCUGAAGACAUCUUUCAGAGAUCGAGGCAGAGGCAUGAUGUCAGGAGAGUUCGCAUCAAUGUCGCUGAUCUACGCAGCAAAGCCCGAUCUUAUACCGAAGCUGCCCGACUUGCAUACUUUCCCGGCCAUGCUCGCCGAACUCCAUCGCGCGGGGACGUCACUGGACGGUCGCUUCGGGUUUGCCUACACUACAUACCAUGGCAACACACUCAUCAAGCAUGGAUGGUCCAACACAUGGGAGGGCUACUUUACGAGAACUACCCGGGAACUGUUACGAUUAGAGCAAGAAGCUCAGGGACUCCACCAACAACUCAUAGAGUUGACCGGACCCUUCUUGGAGAAAGUAGUUCCCCGUCUACUUCGUCCACUAGAGACUGGCGGUCGUACCAUCAAGCCCUGCCUUAUCCAUGGCGAUCUAUGGUUCGGCAAUGCCAGUAUGGAUCGUGAUUCCGAGUUGCCAAUCAUCUUCGAUGCUGCAUCUUUCUACGCGCAUAAUGAGUACGACCUUGGGGUUUGGCGAGCAACAUGGAACAAGAUUGGCAAGCCUUACAUCACGGAAUACCACAGAAGUUUUCCGGUUUCGCCCCCCGAGGAGGAUCACGAUGACCGUAACGCGCUUUAUGCUACACUUAUUGUGGAGAUGAAGAAACUUGUGGACAAGUUUCCCGGUGACUACGAGGCAUGGGAAGAUGCAAGGAACUCGAAGGCUUAG